CAUCAUAUCAUUUCCAGUAAUCUGGUUUUCAUCUGCAUUUAAGAUAUAUUUUUUAAACAUUCUAAUCCUUUCGUCAUUUAGAGAAAAUCAUUAGCCAUGUCUCUCAUUUAUUUGAAUCAAUUGCCCCUAGAGAACAUAUCGAUGAAUACAAUUCAACGUAUCGGUCUGAUUCUUGGAUUGAUCGAUUUCCUCUCGCUCCACAUAAUCCUGAACAGGAAGAAAAUCUGCAGUUUUUUAUCAGAAUGCAAAUUUUCAAUCCAAUCCCGAUUGAUUAGGUUCAGUGAUUCCAAAGUCCAGGCUGGAAGGAACGAGGAUUUUGACUUAUCCAAGAAGAAACCGUCCUUCAGAGAGAAGAUGGUUGAUGGAAGUGUGUACAAAGGAGAUAUAGAAAUAGUUCUAAGAAGUAUGGGGAUUUUUUGCAGUCCAGAAGGAGGGGAGCUUCCAGAAAAAUUGGAUGCUAACGAUGUUUUAGACAUGUUUGGAGAGAAGAAUCCUUGUUUGGAUGAAGUGAAAUUAGCUUUUGAUGUGUUUGACCAGAACAAAGAUGGAUUUAUUGAUGCAAGAGAUUUGCAAACGGUUCUAUGUUCUCUGUGCUUAAAGGAAGGAUCAGAGAUAGAGAACUGCAGGAGAAUGAUUAGGGUUUUUGAUGAAAAUGGAGAUGGGAGAAUAAAUUUUAAUGAAUUUGUAAAAUUAGUUGAGUGUAGCUUUUAAUCAAUAUUUUAAAAACCGACCCGACUGUUGACCUGAAAAAGUUAAAGGGUCGAGGGUUGAAAGGUCGAAUCGUGGUCGAAGCGAGAUCGAACCGAUUGUAAUAAAUAAAUAAAUAUUAUAUCAUAAAAAUUGACAAAAUUAAGUUAAUUUUUCAAAUUAA
Molecule: messenger RNA, 871 nt
Organism: Olea europaea var. sylvestris
Lineage: Eukaryota; Viridiplantae; Streptophyta; Magnoliopsida; Lamiales; Oleaceae
Product: probable calcium-binding protein CML45
Exons: 1
Coding region: 97-711 (204 amino acids)
Molecular function (GO): calcium ion binding
Source: RefSeq, a predicted model, not a curated record